Molecule: messenger RNA, 948 nt
Organism: Chlorella variabilis
Lineage: Eukaryota; Viridiplantae; Chlorophyta; Trebouxiophyceae; Chlorellales; Chlorellaceae
Exons: 9
Coding region: 1-948 (315 amino acids)
Biological process (GO): amino acid biosynthetic process
Molecular function (GO): protein dimerization activity; oxidoreductase activity, acting on the aldehyde or oxo group of donors, NAD or NADP as acceptor; NAD binding
Source: RefSeq, a predicted model, not a curated record
AUGCAGGCCUCCAACAGCUGCGCCGUGCGGGGCAGCCCCCUAGCGUGCAGGGCGCCCCAGCCGGUGCGGGCGGGGCGGCGCAGCGUGCAGGUCACAGCCAAGAAGGUUGCCGACGGUCCCAAAGUGGCCAUCGUGGGCGUGACCGGCGCCGUGGGCCAGGAGUUCCUGCGCGUCCUGCACGAGCGCGACUUCCCCUACUCCGACCUCAAGCUGCUCGCCUCGGCGCGGUCGGCGGGCAGGAGCUACAGCUUUGAGGGGGUGGACUAUGUGGUGGAGGAGCUCAAGGAGGACAGGUGGGGGGUGGCCCGGCGGUUCAGCGUGGAGGUGCGGCAGGGGGACAUAGUUGUGGCGGCUACAGACGGCCUGUUUGACAAUGUGUACCCAGAUGAGGCGGCCUCCCUGGCGAUGUCGGGCAUGAAGUGGGGCAAGGGUGGCAUCAUCGCCAACCCCAACUGCUCAACAAUCAUCGCCCUCAUGGCCGUCACCCCGCUGCACCGCGCUGCCAAGGUGAAGCGCAUGGUUGUGAGCACCUACCAGGCGGCCAGCGGGGCGGGGCAGGCAGCGAUGGAGGAGCUGGAGCAACAGACGAGGGAGGCGUUGGAGGGCAAGCCCGUCACCACCAACAUCUUCCCCUUCCAGUACGCCUUCAACCUCUUCUCCCACAACUCACCCAUGACCGACAACGGGUACAACGAGGAGGAGAUGAAGCUGGAGGAGGCUCUGGCCGCGCUGGCCGCCUUCCCCGGCGUCUCCAUCAUCAACGACCGCGCCAACAACCGCUUCCCCACGCCGCUGGACGCCUCGAACCAGGAUGACGUGUAUGUGGGGCGGGUGCGCCGCGACGUCUCCCGCCCCGAUGCCAAGGGCCUCGACAUCUUUGUGUGCGGCGACCAGAUCAAGAAGGGCGCCGCGCUCAACGCGGUGCAGGUGGCCGAGCUGCUGCUGUGA